AUGGGGAAAAACGAAUCAUACGAAAAUGGGUUCCUAAUAUUUGAAGAUUACAACUUUGUUACCUACACGAAAAGGCGCGGAGGGAGAGUCGACUGGCAGGAAAAAAAGAAGCAUUUGCACAAUUUCAAUGUUAGCGCGUAUCUCUAUAAACCCUUCCAAAAUUGCAACCUCAGCCUAGUCAGUAACAGCGCAAACUUAAGACGUGCCACAGAAAAUAAGCUUUUCAAAAGGAUCCAACUAAACAUAAAAUGGCUAAUUAAAUUUAUUAAAAGAAUAAAAAGAAGAGUUAAGAAUAUAUACUUAUUUGUAAAAUUUGUGAGCUCAAAAUGUAUACUUAAACUGUCCAGCUUUUACUAUUUAAAGUACAUUGUGGAGAAAAUUUACGAAGAAAAGUUGGAAACAUCUGUGCGUGUAGUCCUACCCGUGUCAGAUUUGCACAAGCUUUAUACCUUUGUCUAUCACCAGAACUUUUGCUUUAUAAAUUAUUAUGAGGAGUUUCUGUCCAAAAGAGAUGCACGCCGAUUAAGGCGGUUCUACUGCCCCGUCGUCGUGCUGAACGGUCCCAAUAGGGUGUUAACCCUCCCCUAUAAGAGGAUAUACGGUCGGGAUGUUGUAAAAAUGGAUACACGGGGGGGACGAAGUGGGAAAAAUGCGCCAAAGGGGAAAACUCACCCCAAUGCUAACAAACACCAGCGCGCAAGUGCCACCACCACAAAAACGCACCGGAGAAAAAGCAUAAAAAUAGAGAAGGAGAAAAUAAAAAGGGCUAUAGGGAAAAGCUUGCACACAAGCGAUAUAGGCCUCUUCGCAGGAACCUUCGACAAAAUACAUUUUGGGCAUGUACUGCUACUUUUUUACUCCAUUUUUCUAACAGAGAAGUUUUACUAUGUCGGAUUAUAUAAUAAUAAAAAUAUUCAUAACAAAAAAUAUGCACAGGAAAUUGACGACUUGAAGUUACGGAUUUACAACAUAUCGGACAUUCUCUUUUUAAUAAAAAAUGUCUACCACGUUGAAUUUUUUUUUCUCAAUUUUGAGCACGUCACGCCAUUUAUAAAGAUAAAAAAUUCUCAUAAAAUUUUAUUUCAAAUUAUGAUGAAUCAGAAAAAUGAGUUAUUGGGGCGGCAUCGCCAAGGUGGGUACAAAAAAUGUGAAGUGUCCACCCCGCACCGUAUUGAAGCCACACCUGUGAACACAUACAUUGCAAAAAGGAGAGACUUAGAAAUGUACCUCUCCCGUAGGAGUACCAAAACGGGCGCAACACAGUGCAGUGAAAAGGGGGAUCACUGGGUAGAUCAUUUCGUUACAAAUGAAAUGAAAAAAAAAAUUGAAAAAUAUUUACUUUUUCACGUUGGCAUUGUGAAAGCAAGGAGAUGCAAAAAGAAGGACAACAAAAUUAUCGUGUUGAAUAGAAUACAUGACCCAUUUUCCUUCGCAGUAGAUAUUAACGAUUUGUACUGCUUAACAAUGUCCAAGGAAUCUGAGGCCAAUGGGUAUAUUUUGGUAAACAAAAGAAAAUUACAAAAGGCAAAGGAAAAUGCACAUUCAAAUAAGAGGCCAAGGGGGGGAAGAACCCCCGAUCAGAAAUGUGAAAACUGCAAACAUAUCAACGUAGAACCAAGCGGGGUGAGCACCCCUUUGGAAAAGCCAAGAACAAGUCUGAACAUUUUUGACACCAUCAAUUUAGGGGAUGGAGAGAAAAUCAGCUCGACAUUAGUCAGGGAGGAAAAUAUUUUUUUAAAAAAAAAAAAAUUUGCAAAAUUUUUAAGACACUUUGUAGACGCUUGCUUAUUCUUUCACAUUGAUCACUUCCUGAUACAAAUGUAUGCCGAUAUUUUUUUGCACAAAAAUGGCAGGACCUCUUUUAAGAAGCUCUACAUAAAUAAGGUGAAAAAUUACUUUUAUAAAAGAGAAAGGACCAAAUGGGAGACGCAGGGGAGUUGCAAAAAGAGUGGCCACAGAAGCGGCAAAAAAAAGGAUCAUUUUAUUGUUAACGAUUUUUUCAGAAACUUAUUCGUUCUGUUGUCCUUUUUCGUCAACCAUUUUGCCGAUCUGGAAAAUCGCCCACAUAAUAAAAUUCAACUUUUUCUCAAAAUUUCCAUCGAGCUUUCUUUCUUUUUUUACAAUAACAUGAUUUUGCUGUUAGUUAAAAAGAAGGAGGUGCUAAUAAAUCAAAACUUCUGCACCAAGCACAAGAAUGUACAGCAGAAAAUAAGCAUGUUCCACCCGUGUGAUGACAACGCACUGCGAAUUUACCUGCACAGGGUGGAGGAGCCCCUCCUGGAGGAAGUGCUUAACCAGGUUCUUCUUUGGACCCUUUCACUGAUAUCGCUGUCUGUUCUGUGCAAGUUUUACCACUCGGAAAUUCUGCCAAGGGGGAAGCUGGCACGUGUGCGGAAAUCGUCAAAAUGCAGGGAAUUUGUCCAGUUGGGGAACACGGCACAGAAAAUGCAAAGCCUGAAUGAGUCAGCCCUUCAUCCCCCUGUGCAACCGCGCAGUGAUCCAAAUAAAUUGAGCAAAAAAGACAACCCACAUGGGGAAGAGAAAGAGCAGUCCGAAGAGCCAACCCGCAGUGAUUCUUCAUUACGCAAAAUGAACUACGCUGCAUACUUUUACAACUACUCGAAAGACAGGGGGCUACACAAACGGGGUCCCAUCGUCACACCAUAUACCCUCUUCAAUCACGCUCUAACGAGGAGGUUCAAAAUGAGGAAGUCCCUACUGCGUCAGCACCGUGAAAUUGUGCGAGAGUUGGAUUCUUGCGGCAUGGCAGCGGGGGGAGGGGCCAUCGGCAGGAGCACGAGUAUGGACAAGCCGGAUGGAAAUACCUACGUGAAGCUGCCACAAGACGAAGUUUACCACGCGCCGUCCUUAAAAAGAGAAAGAAAAAUUCUGAACAAUUUGUAUAAAACAAAAAUUAGGAGUGAAAAAAAUGCCCCCAUUUGGAUAAACAAAAUGAGUGAUAAAGAGAUUGAAAAUUACGUCAGGGGAAAAAACACAGAUGCGACGAGCUACCACAAUGAAAGGUACACAUCGUUAAUGCAGAUAAAUAUAAAUAAGGGGGACGAAAGUUUCCUCGUCCGAAAGGUGCUGAUAUAUAAAUAUCUAGACAGCUACUUUAUCUCCUUUUUCUCCUUCUACUCGAUAAAUCACGUGGGCAUAAAUCAAAGUGUAAAAGGUACCCACACAAAAUGUAAUAAAAUUGAUCAUUUGUUAUUCCUCCUUUUGGUGCACUUUGAGAAGCACAUUGAAAUGGUCGUAAAUAGUUUUCUUAAAAGGACGUGGGAAUUAAAACCGAAAAGAAGGGAAGGUCCCUUUGACCCAUACGUCCUCUACCAGAAAAGGUAUUCACUCAUUCACAGAUACUUAGUUAUGAAUUUAUCUCCAGUGAAUAACUACCUCUUAGACUUUGAACGGAAGUACGAUUUUAAAAAGGGAGACACCACCUUUGCAGACACGCCCUUUCACAUCAAGAUAGGAAAUUGGGAAUGUCCCAAGGGGAGUACGUCUGCAAAUGCCUCCAAAAUUGCCAACCAUUUGAGCGUCCUAACAUUUUAUAACACAAUUUUUCAAAGCAUUUUAACACACGCAAAUUAUUACUACCCCUUCUUCGCUUCACUUAAUUACUUGUAUUUGGAUGACGUUUGA
Molecule: messenger RNA, 3645 nt
Organism: Plasmodium coatneyi
Lineage: Eukaryota; Apicomplexa; Aconoidasida; Haemosporida; Plasmodiidae
Exons: 1
Coding region: 1-3645 (1214 amino acids)
Source: RefSeq, a predicted model, not a curated record